GGUGGCCGCGUGUGGCUCCUCUGGCUCAAUAAUUACACCACUUGUGUAAACACGCAGACCUCGUGCGCCCGUCUCCCUUGUCCUCGUCGCUCCUACACCAACACCUGACGAAGGUUUAACGUGGUUGAUACAGUAUAUAUUGCACUGCUACAAGACGGUACGGCAGUCAAUGUCAACUAUUAUGGUUUUAACGAUUUAGUGAUUUGAGGCACUGUAGAGGUCAGUAACCAAAAAGAUGUUUUCCCAGAAGCUUAUCCAGGACAAGAUUAAAAGGAGUGAGAAGAAUUCAAAGAAGGCACCUUCUAACUCUCCAAAGCCUGUAAAAAUGAAAAGGAAGAAGAGUGUUUCAACAUGUGAGCCCCAACAGCUUGCAGGUGCAGUUGAUAAUCCCAAGUCUGAAGGAAAUACAUUUAAGAAGCUAGCGAGAGAUGUUAAACACAUGGAGAUAAAGGAAGGUACAUCUGCAGACUUAACCAUGCCGGAAGCCAGUAAGGGGUUUCCUCGUACACGCAAGAAGAAACUCAAGAAAAAGAACAUGGUGUCUGAUAUCCCUAAUUCUGGCAUAAAGAAGACAAAGAAAAUUAAAAAAGUGUUGGUAGUAUCAGUUUCCAAACUUAAGAAAUCUAAAAAAGGAAAUAUCAGUAGUUUAAACAAAGUAUCAAAGAAAAAUCAAAUUAAAAAAGUCACAGAAUCAUUUGCUCUACAGUUAAUGGAAAAUUCUAACCUGCAGAGGAAAAAUAUAGUAGGAGAGUUGUGCCAAGCUGGAUCUUCAAUGAAUGUUCUGAACAGUGUUGAAGAGAUGCCAUUUCAUGUGGCUAGAGACAGUGAUGAAAACCAGGAUUUGGGACAUUAUUCGGAUACAUCUAAUUCCUUCCCAUCUUUAAAUACAUGGCAGGACUCUGAUGGCGAAGAUCAAAUGAACAGCAGAUCCAUAAAUGAUGAAAAUGCUAGUACAAAACAGAAAAACUUUAGUGAAGGAUCUGAGAGUUUACAAAGAAGGAAUGUAGCUAAAAGGAAAAAUGUUAUAAAAGAAUUAACAGAGUAUCAUGAGUUCAUAGGAGAGAUUGUGGAUGUUAUUGCAAUUAGUAGAGAUACCCUUGUGGCAGCUAUUGCCCCCGGAUCUACCAUCUAUAUUCAUGGGCUAGUCCGAAUUUGUCCAUUACUUGGCGAUGCUAAAGUGCUGGGCUACACACUUAAGGAAAAAGAAAUGCAGACAAUAUAUUCUCUUUCUUCCGGUGCCUUACUUGGGAUCAGUGCAGUACGUGCUGGCAACAUUGGAAUGAUAGAUAGCAACCUUCAGGACACUAGAGUGCCUACUAGUUGGCUCCAAGAUGUCUUCAGCAAUCAGGGAGGACCAUUGUUGAUAUUAGAGGUACAGUGUUGCUUUCCACCAUUUGCAAGAUUUUUGUCGCGGCUUGGCUGGGGCCGUCUGUUUGAGUGCCGAGAGAGGCUCAAGCCCUGGUGUGAUGUUGGAGCAACUCCUGUAACAAAAUUGAAUUGGAAGAAUUAUUUCCUUACAAGAGAGGAAUCUCUUUGGCAUGAUGUGGUGGACGCAAUCAGUUCUUGUUGGACUUGUGGCAAUGUGCCUCGAGUGGUGGUGUGUGGAGGAAAAAGUGUUGGCAAAUCCACCUUCUUUAAAUACAUCAUUAACAGCUUGCUGAGUAAUAAGCCAGAUAUGGGAAUUAUGUGCCUUGAUCUUGAUCUUGGACAGUCGGAGCUUUCACUACCCUCGUGUGUGUCAUUGGUUCGAAUAACAAAGCCACUUCUUGGACCAGCAUACGCUCGUUGCAUAGAGAACUAUGCUUCGUAUGUGAAACAGGUGUUAGUUGGUGGAACAAAUCCACAGUUUAUGCUUCACAGGUACAUAGCUGCUGUACAAUAUCUGAAUCAGCUUAGCCAAGAGCAAUCAUCAUUACCUUUAAUUAUUAAUACCAUGGGAUGGACCCAAGGCACAGGUCUGAGCAUUAUGCUCGACGUUCUGCGAAUCAUUAAACCAACACAUGUUGUUCAAAUACAGAGCACUCGUAAAAAGAUUAAUUUUCCCUUUGAGCUACAUAGUAAAGACGUUUCAAUUGCAAAUGGUGGAAUUGUCACCAAGACUAAUAAAUUGGAGCUAUACUACAGGCUGUUCGUCAUGCCAUCGGCAGUAAGAAUGCACAAUACUCCCCACUCCUUUAAUCCUAAAGUGUUGCGAGAUCUGGCUAUAAUGACUCAUGUGGGCCGCUUUAUAGACCAGCCACAAGGAGACAAAGGUGGAACCAAAAAUAAUGCAUCCAAUUUAGUUAAGUUGCCAUGGCCAAGUGUGGCCCUUCAUGUGUGCAAUCACCAAAUACGCAGAGAAUGUAUAUUGCAGGUAAUGAAUGCACAGCUUGUUGCACUAUGCCAAGUCAGUCAUGAUAAUGUGUACACUCAAAGUCCAAACCAUCCAAAGCAGCUGGCAGAAGACACUGGAUUUGGAGAGUUGAUUGGCUGGGGAAUUAUUAGCAGCAUUAAUCCCUUAACUCAAGAACUGAAUAUCUUGACUUCCCUCCAACCUCAAGAGGUCACCACUCAAGUAAAUGCAGUCAUUAUGCCAGAGAUGUAUCUUCCAGAGCCAAUCUAUAAAUUAUUUUCACCAGGUUUGUUGUUGUUUUUUAUAUUUAUAUUUAAAUGUACAGUACUGUACUUAUAUAUGGUAUAUACAACAAGACAAAUAAAUAACCCAACCCACACAUUUGAAAUGAAGUGAAAGAGCGCUUCAUUUCAGAGGAAAGUGUUCUUUCAUCAGUGCAUAA
Procambarus clarkii (red swamp crayfish) is the source of this 2774-nucleotide messenger RNA. Lineage: Eukaryota; Metazoa; Arthropoda; Malacostraca; Decapoda; Cambaridae. The record is from RefSeq and is a predicted model, not a curated record.